Messenger RNA from Hyalella azteca, 6808 nucleotides. RefSeq lists its product as uncharacterized. The coding region runs from base 646 to 4665 and encodes 1339 amino acids. The record is from RefSeq and is a predicted model, not a curated record. Lineage: Eukaryota; Metazoa; Arthropoda; Malacostraca; Amphipoda; Hyalellidae. The transcript is spliced from 11 exons.
GUGGCCGGCGUGCGAGGUGGUUUGUGAUAGUGUGUGUCCCAGUAGUCGAAGCCACGCUUCACUCAGUUGCAAAAAAUUGCUGCUGUAGCCCAGUUUAUUUUAUUGUGAAAAACUUAUAUGCUAGUGGUCUUUAUAGAAAACUGCAUCUUUUGUUGAAGUAUUGUGUGAGUGAUUAAAUUUAUACACUAACUUUUACACCUGUAGAAAUUGGAGUAAGGCAAUUAAUUGGUGUGAAGUGAGGUCUGUAUCUGUCCCAUUACCUGCUGACAGCUGAAGAGCUCCCGCGGAUGUUUUCGGGGCCACUGCCACCUAAUUUGAGGGCGGCGUUGAUGAAAAAACUCCAGUGACACGCCACCUUGCAAUCGAUAGCUCCACUUAACGUAAAUUGAGUGCGAGUGUUUUGGACAUCAUAGUUGCGCUGCUCGGGGACUCGGUGUUGGUCACUUUUGAUGUGGUUUCCGUCAACACAGCGAUCUCCUCAAUUGGAUAAGUAUUGAUGAGUUUCACUCUUCCGUUUUUUGAAGACACACUCGUGACGUUUUAUAUGAAGAGAUAAGUGUUCGUCAUUUAAUCCUGCACUUCUUGUGGAUGAAGGAAACGUUAAGUAUUUUUUGGUUUUAAUUCUAGCUAUCACCUAUGUGAAGAAUGGUACUAGAUAGCGCGUCUCAAAUCCAGAAAGCUAUGCAUCACCAGCAUGACAGGACACAGUCCCGUAAACGGGACAGGAAGACGGCCGGUCUGUCGUACGAGGCAGCUGCCAGCGUCACCUCGUCAAGUGACCACAUACCUCUGGGUUCAGUCUCAACUUCUCCAAUCGCACUGUCCAAAGACGCUCAGCAAAUCAGGGACUUAUCAUCUCCACCUCCAAAGCUACCUCGCAUUGGAAUGCACGAUACGUAUCAGCCAUGGGUACUUCAAACGUACGGCGAUUCAGCCAAAACGAAAACAAUUACCAAAAAUAAGUAUCAGCGAAUUCUACAAAUCCUUAGAGGUGAUUAUAUUGACAAUGAGACCUCCAAAUUCAAGUUGUGGGUGAAAGGCCGAGGCUUUCGAAUAGGGGUCCCGCCCGGUUACGUACAUGGUGUCGAAGGCGGUGAAGUGAUGGGAGGUUUGCCCUCCGUGGUUGGAGGGCAGACUGGUGUUGAUUACAGCCCUGAUAAGGACCCACGGCCGGACAUCUUUGUUCAGACGGGCACCGUCAAGGAUUCGGAGGGAAACGACCGUAUUUCCUACAAGAAAGUCGCCAUCGUUGAAGACUUCUUCGAUAUUAUUUAUAACCUGCACGUUUGCAAAGAUGGCAAGGAACAGAAGCAUAUGGGUCAAAAGAGGACAUAUCGUGCGGUAUCUGAACGGUACGCAUUUGUCCCGCGGGAGGCAGUCACGAAAUUCUUGGUGCUUUGCACCGAGUGUCCGCGCAGAUCUUCUGGGGCUUCUGGAGGCAUAAACGCUAACCUAAACAACAAUAAUAAUAUCAAUAAUAACAACAACAAUCUCAUCGGUGACAAAGGCCUCCACAUGAAUAAUAAUAAUACUUUGAACACGAGCUUGAACGGCAUCAACGCCAAGGAAUCUGUCACUCCCACAAAACCUGAAAAGAGAAACUCCGAUGCCGUCCGAAUGUCAAAAAACGGAUCAGCGUUCCAACCCAUUAAUAGCAGCAGUCGCAAUGGAACGAACGGAGCCAAGAAAUACACUGGCAUUCCUUCCUCACAUCUUUCACCUUCGUCUCCUCUCACCCAGUCGCAUCCCCUCUCGUCGAACUCCCAUUCAUUCUUGCCGAUGACUCCAACACACCCUACGCCUCACAAUAUCAUAUCCUUCCUUCCUUCGCCUUCCCCUGCAUCUCUUUCCUCGCACUCAAUUUCUUCAAUGUUGCCUGACCACACCAGCCACUCAGCUAUUGCCUCCCAAUCUUACAACCCAAUUGACGUGGUUAAUCGCGCUUGUAUCAACUCCAUUGGCUCUGGAAGCUCGCAUUCUCUCUCUUCGAUUCCCUCUUUGAAUUCCGUCCCUCAUUCUAGUUUACUGACCUGUCCACUCUCUUUAGCAAGUCCUUUCCAACUCUCUAAUCCUCUUUUGCAGUCUCCUCUGAGCCUUUCUCACCAUCUUUCUCAUCCUGUAAAUCUAUUGCACAGUCAGCUGACCCCACCCUUAACUCCAAUUGCUCACGUACACACUGAGUCUCCUUCGAAAAGUAAAGUCAAGUCUCCCAAACGUAGCACUAAAGUAUCUGCACAAAAGGGUUCUCCUGGGUCAAAAGUGAGCUCUACUGUCUCUAGUAAACGUUCGCCACCAAAAAACGAUUCACUUCCUGUCAUUGUUUCGCCUUCUAAAACUCCUUCUUUAACUCUGUGUGCGUCGCCCAAAUCAUCCCCUGCCUCUAAUAUUGCUUCUUCUCGUUCUCUCCUGCCUUCCAUACCUGAGGCACAAUUCCCGACUGAUUUGAACGAUAGAGAAACCAUUAACAAAGAAGAUAUCACUCAAAUAUUCAACAAUAAUAAUUCACCAAGUUCAUUAGAAAAUAAGAGUAUCCUUACAAGUGCCUCGCACAAAGAAUCAACUCCGGUAAUUGAAGAAAAUAUUAAUGUCAAACCAUCAGUUCAAGUCUCAGUGAUUAAUGAUGCGUUCGACGUGGACCAGACUUUAUCCGUACUACCGAAAGAGCCCGCUUAUUCAAUAUAUUCUCCUAAAGAAGACAGGCAUGGGUUCAAUAUGAAAUUGAGCGACUUUUCUUCUUCAAUAAACUAUUCCAUGCCGAUUACUACUAUUUAUUUAAAACAUAUGAGGGAUUUUGAACAACAAAAGUACGAGGAGCAGGAGAGGUUAAUGGAAAUGGAAGAAGAGAGAAAACUUCAAUUUGACGCAAUUGAAGUACAGCGAAUACGGAACGAAGAUAUGAUUCGUCGUGAGCAUCAAGCCCAGCUUUAUCUGCAGCUUCAACAGCAGCAGUUAUUGCAAGAACAGCAACAAGAAAUAAAAGCCCGUCAGCUGAUGGCCCUGCAAAUGCAUCUUCUCCAAGGAAACGCUACAGUGUUAUCUGGGGAAUCGAUUACCGUCAAAACCGAAGCCCAAGAAAAACCGGACGCGCUACUGCUCUCAUCCUACCUUGGCUUCCAGGAAGACAACCGCUGCAAUUUUUACAAUGGAUUCACUCACAGGGACACUGGUGGGCUGAACCCUAACCACGGCGACGCCACCUCAGCUGGUGUCGCAGCUGCAGGCGGGUCCGCCGCCGUCGACGCUGCCACCGCCACGGACGACUCCAAGACAGAAGUGAAGACAGAGGCGACUAGAGGCAGUGAGUGGGGACAGCAGCAGAACGCUUCCAGCAAAACUGAUGCCGCAACCAACGCCAAAAACUCGCCGUGCCCCUCGCCGUCCCUCAGCGACCCUCCCGCCAGCAUCGCUGACGACUCGUCCACGGGCGGCGGGCGAGACGAAGAUGACGAUGAGGACGACGCCGACGACGACAAAGUCGACGCCCAUCACGACCCUGAGAGACUCAAGGCAUUCAAUAUGUUUGUGCGGUUGUUCGUGGACGAGAACUUGGACCGAAUGGUGCCGAUCAGCAAGCAGCCUAAGGACAAAAUACAGGCCAUCAUAGACGCGUGCGGCAGGCAGUUUCCAGAGUUUUCUGAACGCACCAGAAAACGGAUCAGGACCUACCUCAAGAGCUGCCGUCGUAACAAGCGCACCAGGGACUCCAAUGGCUGGGAAAGUGGACGACCCACACCCCCGCACCUGACGAGCCUACAGGCGGAGCAGCUGCUGGCAACCGCGUGCGAGAACGAAGCUCAGAACGCCAAGAGAAUGCGUCUUGGUCUGGACCCUGUGGCGCAGCCUCACCCCUACCAGCAGCAGCAGCCUGCCAUUGCCGUGGUUGGCACCGACAAAGGAGUCACAUUCAUGGACGUGUCCACAGUCGUUACUAAAACAGAAGUUGCCGCUAAGCCGCAGGUGGUGGAGGGGCGUAUGGUGAAUGGCACAUCAGGCGGUGGAAUGGUGGGUGUAACAGCUGGUGGAGUGACGGUAUUCCAGCCAGCUGUCACAAACCUGCCUUCUUCCACCAGCUCUCAGUGUGCCCCUGCUUAUCACCAGUCGCUGCAACAAGCAUAUCAAAAAGUUACCAAUGGUCCCACAGACCUGAGCAUGCGCACUGCCGUCGCGACCUCGUCAAUCGGUGGCCCUUUGAUGUCAUCGGGUGCCAGCGCCCCAUCAUCUGUACCUCCUUCGCUAGCCACUGGAAACAACAUCAUCACGAACAACAAUAAUUCAGUUAAUGGCGUUACUUCUAAUUCUAACAUGAUCGGCGUUAAUAGCAUUAAUAACGGCAUUUCGAUGGCUUCAAGUGCUACCGUUGUGAACAGCAUCGGUAGUGGUGGUGUGGUUGUUACCAAUAAUCCUGCUGCUGGUAGUCACACGAGUAAUAGUUUUGGUGCUCCGUGCCCCAUGAAUAUGAGCAACAGUAACGUCGUAGCGAGCACACCUGCUGUAGCACCUUCAGCAGCAGCAGCUCCUCCUGCGUCAGGCAAGUCGCGUCCUUCGCUGAGUCCUGUGGAAGUGGCAGCGGUGCGGCAACUCAUCACAGGGUACAGGGAGAGCGCAGCUUUUUUGCUACGAUCUGCAGAAGAACUGCAGAACCUUAUUCACCAGCAGAAUUCUUAGGUAACUUUAUGUUUUGCUGCAGACCUCAUAGGACCUUGUGUUUGCCAUAUGAACUUGCAGGUAAUUUCUUGUGUCUGACGAUUUUAUGGAUAACUUCACGAUGAAGAGAAUUGUGAGUGACUUCAUUUGAAUGCAAAAUCUUCAUUUGAAUGGAGUGCAGCCUGUGACUUACUUAGGAGACGUCGAAGGUAGAGACACGUUUAAAAUGAAAAUUUACGUUCGAUUUUGAAACUAGAUUAUAUAUUUUUCACGUUGCGCACUUGGGAUAUUCAUGGUGACCUUAUAGGAACUGGGGUAUCUAUUGUCAUUUCUGAUAAGCUCUAUGGAUGACAAAUACUAUAAAUUUGCCAAGCAAUGAGAAUCUUUUGAUAAAUGGACCGUGCACGUCCUUAUUCUACCACGACGCGAGGAGUCUCCCAUUCAAAAUGAUGACAUAAGAAUGAAUAUUUCGUUGUUUAUUUAAGCUCGAGAUAUUAUCUCUGAAGUUACUGGUUCACCCGAAAUCUAAUAAUUGUUUUCAUUUUCUUUCCUAAUAAAAUGUGUGUUCUUCAAACAUUGUCGUGUCAUGUCAUCAAGAAUAGUGAAACGUCGAUCUUGAUUAUUCAAAUGUGGAUGUGUGUGAAAAUUUUUUUGGUCGAAGUAACUGAGAUAAAAUUAUUUGUCUAUUUUCUCGAACAUCUUACUUUAUCAAUACAGUGAUGUUUCUUUGUAUUGUAUUUACAAGUCUUUUCUUUUUCUGCCAUAUUUUUUUUCUUGCCAUUUUGAAGAAAUGUGUUUGAUCUCUGAGCGGAUGCGUUAUUUUCGUCAGAGUAAAUAUUGCAAUAUGUGUUAGUAGUUGUGAUGCCAAAGAUAUCCUAGUUUUCUCCAUAUCUUGUUUCAUUCAAGGAAUUUAAAAUAUGCUAUUAUACUGCAUGUUUUUAUGGUGAAAAUGUACAGAUUUUGUGUUUUUAAUGUCAUACAAACUUGAACAUUAAAUUGAUUCUGAAGUAAGAUCUUCUUGCAUAAGUUACCAUUAUACACUGAAUUAAAUUUACAGAAUUCUACUGCAUAAUAACUUUUCUGUAAUUUAUUAUCUGUUUGAGUAAUAGUGUCAUAAUGUGCAUGAGCCUAACUUUAAGCUCAGUCCAUCAUUAUUUUACUGCUCUAAAAAUUUGUUCCCAAGUUUAUUGGAACAGAUUCCCUUGCCACGGUCAAUUCACAUCAAUGCCCCAGCCUCCUUCACACUGGUCAGCACAUGCUGGAUUAAGCUAAUGAUUCAAGACCAUACUAAGUUUUUUCCCGAAAUAGCCCUAUUCAAGAUUUUGUAUUAGGGUCACGAUUUCGUGGAAUGACAGACCAUUGUAAUUAAUUUUGAAUUGAAUACGUUAAAUGGAAUGCUCCAGAGCGUCAACGAUCUUCCUUCAUCGCAUUGAAGUUUUAACUUAUCGAUCAUAGAAAAAAAAAAAACGUUUUUUCAACGUCCAAGGUUAUAAAAAACGUGUUUCAAAGGCCGUUUGAAUGACUUGAUGGGGUGUAGAUGAAACUUGAAUUGUUGUUAUUCAAGUCUUGAGUUGUGCUGCAGGGAGCAGUGGCGUAUGUGUUUGUAUUCAUCUAAUGAUAUGUUAGUUUAGCCUCCUUUCCUUCUUGUUGUUCCCGUGCUGUUGCUUGUUGGCUUAUCCUUAUCUCUUGUUUAAAGUAUGUCACAUCCUUCGGAAGUUCGGACUUGUCCGAAUUCAGGUUUUGGCUUUUUGCAUAGGCGUGUACGUCUUGAUGCCAGCGUGCCCACAGAUAAACCUAUUAUGCGUGAGAAAGAGACUAAAUCGUUCAGUCUUUCCGACUACUAAAACAAUAUUUCCUUUCAAUAUUUCUUCAUUCUUCCUCUUCUUUUUAUUAAUUAUAAUCUCGUAUUUCCGAAUUGUGAUUGUUCCUUCAAUUUUGCAGUCUAUUACUUUAGAGUUUAGACGAGAUGUUGGAUCAUCGAAAUCGUUGGAGCUCAAUAUUCCUGCGAACACUUCAGUUCCAUUUUUGUAUAGUGAAUUUAAUAGGAUGGAGUGAUGUUAGAUUAAGUAGUUCGUCGUAGGAAUGUCACCUAUGAUGAAUUGAUCAUUGAAAAAAAAAACACGUCGGUACUUGAGUCUAAAUGAACGAUUAUUAACUGUUUUUA